AAGGAAAUUUUUACCAUGGAGCAGUACACGCCACGCAAACGCUCUCAGAUUGUUGAAAUUUACAUUCAACAAAACAAGUCAAUUGUUAAAACUCAACGUGCAUGGAGAAAAAUAAAUAAAGUGAAAAGUGCGCCUUCCGCGAACACAUUGUAUCGUUUGUAUGAAAGAUUUUCAACUGAUUUAACGGCUCCAGACUUCUUUUUGUGGGGCUAUUUGAAAUCAAAGGUUUAUGUCAACAAGCCAAGGACCCUAGACGAACUUAAGGCCAACAUCCGACAGGAAAUAGCCGCCAUAUCGGCCGAAACAUUGGUCAAAACGAUGGAAAACGCUGCAAAACGGGCACUACUCGCCAUGCAGGCUCAAGGCGGUCAUUUAAAAGAUAUCAUAUUCAAAAAAUGA
Molecule: messenger RNA, 399 nt
Organism: Acromyrmex echinatior (Panamanian leafcutter ant)
Lineage: Eukaryota; Metazoa; Arthropoda; Insecta; Hymenoptera; Formicidae
Source: RefSeq, a predicted model, not a curated record